UCACCGAACAAAUGCCGAAGCAUUACGCUGCCAGAACUCGACGAGUAAGGACGGGCGUACGACUCUUAGCAAAAGCUCAAACCACCGAUCCGCGAAGGAAUCGUACAUUCUUGGUUGGAAGUUUUUUUUGUGUGCCCUUGCAUCGAAAGUGCGUAGUGAAGACAUCAGUGGUGUAGCCUGCGCGCGAGGAAGGUGUACUUUGCUGAAUAAGGCAAACACAAAAAUUAUCCUUUUUUCCGAGUGUGUGUGUAUGUGAAGACGAGCAAAAAGGUUGAGAAUUUUGUGAAAAUUAAGAAAAGAAAAUUGAAACCGUAUUUUACUGGUUUUCAAACAUUGCUGCCUGCCUGGACACACUACAACCCUGUCGAACGAAAGAGAAAGCGAUACUACAGUUGGAAGCGACACAAACGAGAAGGCGCUAGCCGCGUAUGCUGUGAGAGCGUGCGAAAGUGGCAGUGCAUACAUGCGCAACCGGGACGGCACGCUUGAGAAUAUGGCGACUGUGGAAAAAAUACAUCCAGUGUUUAGUGCAAAGCUGAUUGUUUCUAGUGAACGUUUCUAGUGAGGGAAGUGUUGCUCAAUUGGGGGUUUUGUGCGUAAAGAACAUUAGGUGUGCCGUGCGAUCAUUGUAGUACAAAAUGUCGAUUGAACAUAGUAUGGAACAGGUAGAAAAUAUGUCUUUUUCCCGGCAGUGCGACGAAAUCGACCUACUCGCCGACCAGUCCGCGAUGUUGACUGGAGGCUGCGAACCAGACGCAAUCCAUUCGCCGAACGCAGCAACCGACGCGGCAGUUCAUGCGAUUGCCGCCACGAACGAUGGCGGCGCUAGUGUUACCGAAGAUGGACGACCGUUGGAUGGUCGCUGCUUGGUUUCGCGCCAGGAUUCAAACGAAUCACCGGUAGCAACGAGACCAGUCACCGAUAACAACCAUGGAAAAGGGAACGAUGAACAGGAACGACCCGGUGUGGUGGGCAGCAAUCAAGGCAACAGCACGGUAGCGGCCAGCAUUAGCAAUCGUAUUGCGGAGGGACGGUGCCGGCGUAAAAACCGUCGCCGUAAGUCGAACCGUGGCAAAUCGAGUUCAAAUCGACCUUACAGCAAGACCAAUUGGAAGUUUCAGUACCCUGCAGGGCAAGGUGUGCGCCAGGGAGGUCAGGGUGGUCAGGGUGGUGGUGGUGCCGAACCCAGUGCCGGGAUGCAGGGUGGUGGUAAAAUAAAUCACAACAAGCGGCGCCAUCUGUACUCGGUCGCGGCUUCCCGCCGGAUAACACCGUUCCUGAAAUCCGAUCAGCCACCGUUAGUGCCAUACAAUACCAACCGCUUCCUGAUGGAGGACCACAUGCCGCAAGUGCUGACCCCGUCAGGUAGAACGCGCGAUUCUAGUUUUUCGAUAGAUUCAGAAGAAAAUUAUUUUUACUCACUCCCAGAGGAUGAAGAGGAUUUCCUUACCAAGGAGUUCUCCAGCGUGUACGAGCGGGAACGGUUCGAUCAGCUGGAAAGCCUGAGCCAUCCCGACCUUGUCCAAGAGUAUAUUAAGCUAGCGGUGGAAUACGAGCAGACGGUACGUCGCAGCGGUGCGAACGGCGGUGGUGCUGGUGGUGGCAACGGAGGCGAUUGUGACGUUGGUGGAAACAUGGCAAAGGUAGUGGCGGGCAAUGAUGGCGAACGUGGUGAUGAUGGCAGUGGAUCUCGGAAUAGACUGUUGGAAGAGCGUGUGAAGGUGUUGGAGCGGGAAAAUUUGGACCUGCGCCGUCAGCUAGAGUAUGCCACUCGAAUGGGUUUUCUAAUGCCUAGGUCGUCACCACGCUAUGGCGUGGCGACUAGCACAGCUGUUGAAAGGAUGGAAGUGGCUGAACAUCAGCAACGUGUACAGCUGGACAGCAGCACAAGCGAAGAUAGCGAAUCAGACAGCUCGAGCACCAGCUCAAGCAGCAGCAGUAGCAGCAGUUCCAGCAGUAGCAGCAGCAUGAGCGACGACGACAACGUCGAUGAACCAAUGGGCAUGGAUCUGAUGGCAGAAGCGGGCCGCAAUUACGAUGCUCGAUUGAUGAACGGUGUUGCGAAUCGUUCUGCCUUAUCGUCGCCGGUAAUGAACGGCGGCGAAAGUCCUUGCCCGAAUGGUGGUCACGCCAGUGAUGCAGAGCAGCAGCAAGACGAUGAGGAAGAACUGUUGCUGAACGGUGCUGAUGAGCUUUCACCAUCCCCGAGGCCAUCGCUUGCGGUGGAGUAAGGAGAAAAUUCCGUCUGUGAGGUGUUACACGACAGGACCGACCGGGGUGUCAAAUCCCAUCCGGACCGUACGCAGAGGACUGACUAUCUCGCCACGGGUAGGAAAGCCAGAAAAAUGGCAGGCCAAGAACCUCCUGAGGUUUGUAGUGCCACAAAAGAAGUAGCGUAAGCAAGCGGGAAGCCAAAGGCUUGCGUGAUUGCGACAUUGCUUAGCGUUUAGGUGGUUCCCUGGGAUAUGAACCAAAUGUUAGUUUUUAGCUUGCUUUAUUUCCACUCCCGAUCGUAGCAUUACUUCUUCUGCAAUUGAUACACCCGCGCGUUCGAAGUUUAACCAAAAACCUUAUCGAAAUAUACUCAAUAUUUGAGAAUGAUGAUACACAAUGGCGGAAGACCAUUAGAUCGGAAGCAAACGAUGGGUUAUGAUGGUGUAGUGCUUGAUUUGUACGGUUUCGUUUUACUUAUUAAUCUAUGACUUUAUCAUUUUGUGUGAUGGUAUAAGCGUAUGACGACGGAUAACCGGGUGCGUAUUGCGUGCGUUACUUAGAACACAACAACACAAUGGCACACGGUGCACGAGAAUCAAACAAGCUUGGCAUUAUUAUUGCGAAAUUGCGAUCAAUUGCAGAAAGCGAACAUGUAAAAAGCGGAAUUCUUUCGCGAUGCGUCGAUUGAAACAAAUUGUAGACAAGAAAAAAGCAAACAGAAAAUAAUAAAAAAAACCGGAAAACCUUUUUAUUGUAAAAUCAGCAAAAACUAUGCAAUUAUGUAUGUAUGUGUGUGUGUGUGUGUGUGAACAGUAGAAAUCGAUUGUUUUGAAAUCGAGGCCCCAAAGGACAGGGCAGACAUAAGGAAAACAUAAUAUCCAGAAUGGGAGAUAUUUUACAAAAUAAUGUAAACCGUAUAUACGUAGCGCAUAAUUUACAUUGUACAACUAUAUAUAAUAUAACAAAAACCAAUGCGACAAUGCAAAUGAUAUGUGAUUUCUUCUUUUCUCUAUGCCCUUAUAUGCCGGGACGAUAAGCGCUGUUCGUGAUUGAAGUGAAACAAAAAGGAAAAUAAAGCAUAAAACAAAAAAAAGCGAAUACGAUAGAACAGCUGAAGAGCGCCACAGUCUUUGUUGAUCAAUCAAGUCCAAGUUGGUAAACGUUGGGCAAGCGAGAUCGGGUGAUCAAUGUGAUUCGAUAAUAAAAUAAGAUUACGAUGAACGGGUUUAAAACACGCCACAAAUGAGAUGUAGUAUGUAACUGUUAUUAUAUUGCCGUCGAAUGGACGGAAACGGAUGAUGGUUCAUCUGCCAUCAGUCAGUAUCUAUAUCUAACGAUGCAGGCUGCAACGAUGCGCUUAAUGGAGGAAGACUCUUGAACUCGGUGGCAAGAGAGACCAGCAAAACAAAAAAGGAAAAAAAAUAUGUGUUCCGACCCCGGAGCAUACUUGUGAUGUUGUGUCCAAACUAUAUAGAAGCGCGUGUACUAACCCAAUUGCGGCAAUUGAUUGGGAUGAAAGCGCACCUGGUAAAGGAUUUAGGUAUUUAUGGCCAGAAGGAGAAAUAUUCGUGCAGGAUAUUAUACUACGUUACUAUUAUAAACGAUUAUACAACACAAGAACGUUAUUGUCCGCUUUUGAGGAGAUGAAAAAGGAGGGAACAAGAAAGACGAAUGUGUAUCAUCUAGACGCGCGAAUAUCCCGAGAUGUUUUGGAACGGAGGAAAGUAAAUGGAAAAUGACGCUUAUCUUUUCGAAGCUCGAAACUACAUUAGUGUGUAACAACGUGUGCCGGUGACGUAUGUAUAUGACCAUAAUGGGUUAAGAUGAUUAAAGAAAAAUACUACUAGUGAUAGGGCGAACCAGACGUGUGUAUAGUCAGUAGUGUAGGAACGGUGACCCGCAAAGUCUCGAUUGCAUUUGCUAUUGCAGCUUGUAUGUGACAAAGGCAAGCAGUGAUUCUUUCCAUUCCCAUUCCACAGCCUGGAUGGGACUGGCUGGAGUACCUGCACAUUUGUUUUCGUGUGUGCGGUAUGUUUCUGUUGUUACUGAAAGACGUCGAGGCGAAAUAAAGUAAAGUCGACUACUUAUUUUAAA
Molecule: messenger RNA, 4308 nt
Organism: Anopheles funestus (African malaria mosquito)
Lineage: Eukaryota; Metazoa; Arthropoda; Insecta; Diptera; Culicidae
Gene: Hexim
Exons: 2
Coding region: 639-2231 (530 amino acids)
Biological process (GO): negative regulation of cyclin-dependent protein serine/threonine kinase activity; negative regulation of transcription by RNA polymerase II
Cellular component (GO): nucleus; cytoplasm; nucleoplasm
Molecular function (GO): cyclin-dependent protein serine/threonine kinase inhibitor activity; 7SK snRNA binding
Source: RefSeq, a predicted model, not a curated record